AUGGAGAGGGAAGAGGAAGCGCAGAGAGAGGAGGUGGGGGAGGAGGAGGAGGAGGAGGAGGAGGAGGAGGAGGAGGCGGAGGAGGAGGAGGAGGAGGAGGAGGAGGAGGAGGAGGAGGAGGAGGAGGAGGAGGAGGAGGAGGAGGAGGAGGGGAAGGAGGAGGAGGAGGGGUCUGGGGAGGAAGAGGAGAUGAGUGAGGAGGAGGAGGAGGAGAGCGAGGGAGGGGAGGGGCAGCGAGUGCUGUUCUUUAAUGACACGGACAGCAGCGUGGAUGGCGGCAUGGAUGGCGGCGACAGCCAUAGCUAUGGGCAUGCGGAUGGGAAUGACAGUAAUUAUGGUCGUGCGGAUGGGGGUGGUUGUGGGGGCGCGGACGACGGUAAUGUGGGUGACCUUGCUGGGGGGAGUGGCGGGGGGAAGAGGCGCGCGAGGAGGCGCAGGGGCGGUGGCGGGAGAGGGGAGAGCGGGAGCAGGAGCAGCAGUAGAGGUGGGGAGGGAAUGGGGGGAAGCUUGGGGGGAAGCGUGGGGGGGAGCAUGGGGGGAAGCAGCGCUGGAGGAAGCUUCAGGGGGAGCAUCGGGGAAAGCAUUGGUGGGAGUAUUGACGGAGGAAGCAUAGUGGGGAGCAUGGGCGGAGGAAGCAGAGGGGGAAGCAUGGGCGGAAGCAUGGGCGGCAGUGGCAGCGCGGAGGAGGAGGCGGAGGGUUCCUUUGACUACCCCCUGUCGCCGCGCUCCCUCUCCGGGCGGUUCCUGGAUAGAAUGGAGAUUUCGGAGGGAAUGGGGGGAAUGGAGGCAGAGGCGUUCCCACGGGAGGGGGCGGUGUUUUCCCGGGAGACAGAGGACAGGGCGAGGCUGCGGCGGCCGUGGGCCAGUAGUGAGGAGCACUAUAGCGGGGAUGGGAGGGACAGGGAUGGGAGGGGCGGAGUACGGCACUAUAGCGAAGGGAGCAGGGGGGCAGGUAGCGGGGGAGAGAGGGGUUGGAAGGAUGGUCGAUGGAGUGAGGGUAGUGCAGAGGCCGAAGCUGAGGCAGAGGGAGAGGGGAUUGGGUGUGUGAAUUAUGAAGGUGAGUAUCUGAGCCCGGGGGGUACCGGGGGUGCAAGCCUUGAAGACGAGUACUUGCCUCUCAACAAAGGGCCCGGGUGGUCGCCGCAUCAGCAGCCGCAGAAGCACCAUCAGCAUGAGCAUGAGCAGCAGCAGCAGCAGCAGCAGCAGCAUCAUGGGAGCGUGGUGCUGGCAAGUGAGGGGGACAGCAAAGGCUUGGGUCCAGCAAGGGGAGCGCGUGGGCAGAGCGUGGGGCUGGCGGGUGAGGGGCGAGGGGAGCAGUGGGGCCGGGGAAGCGGAGACGAGGCACAGGUGUACAGGCAGAGAGGUGAAGGUGGAGAUGAAGGAGAGGAUGAAGAUGGGAGUGAAGGUGGCGACCUUGAGGUGGCGCCGUAUGAGUCCACUAGCGGACGCUCCUUGCCAUCCGAUGCGCCGUGUGUGCCGCCUGAUGUGUCGUGCGACGCGGUGCAGAUUCCCAAUGAGAUGCGCAUUGGCGAUGAGCUGGCCAUCCGAUUCACCCUCACCAACAACUCCCCCCUCCCGCUGCAAGGCGAGGUGGAGGUGGUGGCAGCAGUGGAGUGGGCGAGUGAGAGCGACAGCGAGCGAGACAGCGCGCGGGGGGCACUCACGCCCGGCUCGGUCAAGCGGGGAGGCGAGAGGUCAGCAGGCAGGAGGCAGCGGCGGGAGAAGCGGGAGUUCCUGCCGCCCCUCGCCGCCCACGAGAGCGUGACCAUCGACGUCCACCUGGCACUUGAUGAUUCGUCGCUGCCGGCGCCCUUCUCCCUCGCGUCUGUAUCGACCGAGCUUGUGGUGGAGGGCCAGCGCUCGCACAAGCGACUCAUCUGCCUGGGUAAAUGCCAUGCACGGCUGGCCCAAGCAGCCCCACCAGAUCAUAAGCGGCCCUCCUCACCACUCCUUCCCUCCCGUACCCCCCUUCCCCACCCACCUCCUCCUCUCCCCACCCACCUCCUCCUCUCCCCACCCACCUCCUCCUCUCCCCACCCACCUCCUCCUCUCCCCACCCACAGGCGCAAGCAGGUGCGGCUGGUGCCUGGGUACGUGCCAGGCACGGCUGAGGGAGGCAGCAGCCCUACGGGGCAGUGGGUAAUGGGCGCAGGGGGGACAGCGGGGCAGCAGCAGUGGGCGGAGGUGCUGUUGCUGACAGAUGAGCGCUUCACAUCCACGCAAUAUGGCGCGUGGCGCUCCAUCUGCUGCCUGCUCGGGCUGCAGCACACAGUGUGGGACAUUCGGUUGCAAAAGGGACUGCUCGCACCCGACGCCACAUCAACAACCGCGGCAGCAGCAGCAUCAACGCCAGCAGGAGGGAGGGCCAGCCCCAACGCGCCCAGCACAUCUAACCCCAAAUCACCCCGCUUUCCUGCCACCACCACCACCACCACCACCGGCACCACCAACACUGGCACUGACAAUGACCCUCCCGGGUGGCUAUCCCGACAUGCCCUGGUCGUUCUCCCCCACGCGCCCCCCGCCUCCAAGCUUCCCCCCCUACUGCUGCGCGUGCUGCCGCAGAUGGUCGCGACCAGGGGAGGCGUAUAUGGCGCCGAAACCGUGGGUGUGCUUAUAGGGGGGGUAUCUGCUGCCCAGCUUGCAAACCACAUGCUGGAGCUCGCACAGACUGUCAGGACUCUGGAGGUGCCGCUGAAUUUGAGUGUGAAACACCUGAAACACCUGAAGCACCUGAGGCAGCACCUGAAGGAGUUGACCCCAGGUGGUGGGGGUGGGGGGGUGGCGGGUGCAGGAGUGAUGUCGUGCUUUCUGCCGUUUGGGCAGAGGAGUCCGAGAGGGGGUGGUGGGAGCGGCGGCGGCAGUGGGAAUGGUGUGGCGCUAGCUGCCACAGCACAGGCACAGAAGCUCAGGGCUGAUCUACGAAGCGAGUUUCCUGAGUAUCGGCAUUUCGUGGAAAUCCACCUACCACUGGACCAGCAGCAGCAACCGCAGACUCAGACACAAAAGAAGCAGCAGAAGCAGCAGCGGAAGCAUCAAAAGGAGCAGCAGGAGAAGCAGGGGGAGGGGGGCAGCAUGGCUAGAGUGCGCGUCGCCCGGGGCCACCUGCCUUCCCUCUUCCGCCUGCAUGCCCUCCCCCUUGCUGCUGACAUCACUCUGCCGCCCACUUCCGACACCCUCGCCGCCCCGCUGCCGACCGCUGCCCAACCCAUCACCUCCCACUCCCUCCCCUCCUUUCCCUCCUCGUCCCCUCCUAGCCUCACCCAGCUUCCCCGCUUCUCAGUCUCUUCCGAGCCUCCGGAGCUCUCCCUGGUUCGGCGAAGGUCCGGUGGGAGGCCCGGGGUGGGAGGGGAUUAUCCAAUGGAUGAGGAGGAAGAGGGGGAGGAAAUGGAGAGUCAGAGGCUAGGGGCGGGUGCAGCAGCGGGAGAGGGGAUGGCAGGAGUGGGAGGGAUGCUUUCCAGGAAGGCGCUGACUGAUGUGUCGGACAGGAUGCGCCUGGGGAAGGGCGCAGUAGGAGGGAUGACUGGCAGCAUGAACAGUAACCCACACAUGAACAGUAACCCACACAUGAACAACACUCCGGAGAUGAUGCAGAAAAUGAUGUCUAUGAGCCUCCCCGGCUCGCUGCUGCAGGCAUUCGGGCACGGUCGGUUGGACUCGGGUAACGAACAGCCUGCCAUCGCUCGCACUCACACCGACUCGCCUAGACCUUCCCACCAGUCACGGCACCACCACCACCCAGUCCCGUACCACCAGCAGCAGCAGAAGCAACAGCAAGCCCAGCAGCAGCAGCAGUGGCAGCAGCAACAGCAGCAAUCGCAACAGCAGCAGCAGCAGAGAUCUCCGCAGCAGCUAUCCAUUCAGGCCCCACCAGUUGUGAGCCCGAACCAGACAAGCAGGCUUGGAAGCAGCUUCGGCAAGGUCCCGAGGCUGAUUCCGCUGGGCGGCGAGGACUCGGUGUACGGCGCGAGUGUGAUGGGGGUGCUGGCAGCUCUGCCGAUGCAGGUGAAGGUGGAUGUGGUGUUCAGAGUGGUGCAGUGGGGUUCCAGCCACUUUGACCUCCCUUCCUUCGAAGGGUUUGUGGGGACGAAACCCAAGCGCCUGCCCCUGUUGCUGCUGGUUUCCUUGGCUAUUUAUGAAGAUCUGAUUCUGGAUUGUAACAGCGGGUGGCGGGACAUGCCGCACUGCGCCGCCUUGCUGCAGGUGAUAGAGAGGAGGGAGCGGGCGGCGGCGCCUGUCUGGGACUGGCCGCCCACUCAGCCGUGCGUGGAUGCUCUGAUGGCGCCUCUCAUGCUGCUGCACACCAAUCAGAUGCUGCCACAUGUCACCAGCUCCUCUUCUUCCUCCCUUCUCUCCUCCACCUCUUCCUCUUCCUCCUCCUCCUCCUCCUCCUCCUCCUCAUCUACCACACUCACGCAUGAGCAGCAAACAGCAGUCUCACAGUACGUCGCACGGGCGGCAAAGCUGUUUGGUGCUGAUGUGGCACCUGCUGACGUGGUGAUGCCAGAUGGCCGCCAGCUGGCGGGGAUACGGCAGCAGCUGGAGGAGGCGAGGGCGGUGCUGCAGCCCCAUUGGUGGGAGGAGCACUGGGCGGCGGAGGAGGAGGUGGGGGUUGUGGUGGUGGAUGGGGAGGAGGACGAGGAGGAGGGGUGA
Closterium sp. Naga37s-1 is the source of this 4653-nucleotide messenger RNA. Lineage: Eukaryota; Viridiplantae; Streptophyta; Zygnematophyceae; Desmidiales; Closteriaceae. The record is from the annotation of a GenBank genome assembly.